GUGACUUCAGUCUCACGCACACACACACACACACCCCUCCCCCCACCUGCACCACCCUUCCACGACAAAGACAUUAUGGUGUGCUGCUCGUGGUGCUCGUACUUUGUGGACGUCGUCCGCGAGUUCUCCCCGCUUGACCCCGGCUACUUGUUCUGGGCCUGGCCAGGCUUGCUCCUUCUGACGGCGCUGGUCUACAACGCGCUCGGCUUCAUCCCGCUCAAGUCGCGGGCACCGCGUGGUGUCAUGCGGGUCAACGAAGAUGGUGAGACGCUCAUCCGCUCGGCCGCAGUCGGAUUUGACAAUGACCUCGUGGCCAUGCCGCUGCCCGGGUGCGACACAGUGGACAAGAUCUUUGCCCGCGCCGUGGAUAAGUUCCCCGACUCGCCGUGCCUCGGCGAGCGGACGGUCAUCCGCCAGGUCGACGAGUGGAACGAGGAGCGCGGGCGCAACUUUACCAAGCUUGAGCUCGGGCCGUACCGCUGGCAGACUUUUGCUGAGGUGGCCGAGCGCGUGACGCACUUUGGCGCCGGGCUGGCCGCAUUCGGCCUCGGCCGCGGCGAUGUCGUCUCGAUCUACGCUAACACCUGUGCGUCUUGGCAAGUUGCGGCGCAGGCGUGCUUUGCUCGCGGCAUCACGCUCGCUACUAUUUACGCCAACCUCGGCGAGGACGCGGUUGUUCACGCCGCCGAGGAGACUGGCUCGCGGAUUCUCAUUACCGACUCGGCGCUGCUGUCGAAUGUGGCUGGAGCCGUCGACCGGCUGCCGACUGUGGAAAAGGUCAUCUACAUUCCGCCGAUGGAGGGCCGUACGACCGACAACUCGUCACUUGACGCCUUCCCUCGUCAAUUCUGGUCUCGUUUGGUGACGUCGAGGCUGCCGGCGCCCAAGCUCCGGCCGAGCCCGAUGCGCCCGAGCCCCACGACGUGGCAGUCGUCAUGUACACCUCUGGCUCGACCGGAAAACCCAAGGGCGUUGAGAUCGAGCAUAAGGCUGUUGUUGGCGCGGUUGCCUCGCUGGCGCCGGCCAUUCCUGGUGCCACCAACGCCGACGUCUACGUCGGCUACCUCCCAUUGGCGCACAUUCUCGAGCUCUGCGCUGAGACUACUAUUCUCUCGCUGGGUGCGUCCAUCGGAUACGGAUCGACGCUUACGCUGUCGGACACGUCGGCCAUGAUUGCCGAGGGCACGAUGGGCGACCUCCGCGCGCUGCGGCCGACGCUCAUGGCAGCUGUUCCGCUCGUCCUCGACCGCAUCCGGGACGGCGUCUCCAAGAAAAUCGCCAAGGCCUCGCUUCCCGUGCGGCUGCUGUACGCCGCGGCGUUGGCGUCGGCCAAGCAAGCUCACUUUAACGGGUGGCCCACGCCGCUGUGCAACGUGCUGGUCUUCAACAAGAUCCGCGCCGCCAUCGGUGGGCGGCUGCGCAUGAUGCUCUCCGGCGGCGCCCCGCUUUCAUCCGAGACACAGACCUGGUUCUCGACCGUCAUUGCGCCGCUCGGCCAGGGCUACGGCGCAACCGAGACCUGCAGCACCGGAACCAUCACUCACCCGGACGACCCGGAGACGAAUGUGGUCGGUGCGCCUAUCAUGUGCUGCGAGUUCAAGCUCGUCGACUGGGAACAGUACACUAACGCCGACGCCAGCGACCCCACCAUUGGACGCCCGCGCGGCGAGAUGUGGAUCCGCGGAAACAGUGUGUCGCGCGGCUACCUCGGCAUGCCCGACAAGACCGCUGAGGACUACCCGGUCGACUCGGCAGGCAUCCGCUGGUACGCCACCGGUGACAUUGGCCAGGUGGAGACCAACGGUGUUCUCCGGAUCAUCGACCGCAAGAAGGACCUCGUCAAGGGCGGCCACGGCGAGUACGUCUCGCUCGGCAAGGUCGAGUCGGCGCUCCGCAACGCAGACGUCGUCGACAACGUCAUGGUCCACCAGAGCCCCGAGCUCAACAACCCGCUCGCCGUCGUCUCGGUCAACGCAGACGCCCUCCGCGCCGCUCUCGGCGCUGGCGCGGACACGUCCGCCAACAAGCUCGUUGACAGCGAGGACGCCCGCUCUGCUGUCCUCUCCGCCCUCAAGAAGACGGCCAAGUCCGCAGGGCUCAAGAAGUUUGAGACGCCGGCCUGGGUCAUCCUCGAGCCGACCGAGUGGACGCCCGAGUCGGACCUCGUCACCGCCGCUCAGAAGCUUAAGCGUGCGAACCUGAUGAAAAAGUACCGGAACGACAUCGAUAAGGUCUACGAGAGCCUGUAACGGCGGCUCAGCUCCUUGCGAGCAUCAACAUCACACACUAACAAAGUCUUCCCAUUGAACUGCAUGUUACGGUCAUCACUCACGGCUCGGCUGAGAGAGGCAGAGCACGGUCGACUUGACAAGGUCUGGGAACAUGACCUCGUCUGAGUAAAGAAGCGGCGGUGCCGA
This is a messenger RNA of Thecamonas trahens ATCC 50062, 2417 nucleotides long. RefSeq names its product long-chain-fatty-acid-CoA ligase 3. The record is from RefSeq and is a predicted model, not a curated record. The transcript has 2 exons. Gene Ontology annotation, molecular function: long-chain fatty acid-CoA ligase activity. NCBI's taxonomy places the organism in Eukaryota, Apusomonadida, Apusomonadidae. Gene Ontology annotation, cellular component: endoplasmic reticulum; membrane. Bases 936 to 2249 code for a protein of 437 amino acids.